AUAUGAUCCCGACGUCGCCACGUAAGCCGGUGUACGCGGCGCCGCAGCCGCCAGCCGUGAGCCCCGUGCGCCCGACGCGGUUCCGCGAGUCGCUGCAAGCCGACUUGCCGGUGGUCGACAGCGCGGUGCACUGGCUCUCCUUUUUCCACGCGAUUUGCCCCGUCGCCGAGAUGACGCCACCCGUCCACCUCCUUUUGCCCGACACGAUCUUUCUGAGCCCCGUGACGGGGAGUCCGAGCCUCUGGUACCACUCGGGCUCGAGCGGCAGCGUGCGACGAAAGGCCACGCAACACAUUGCACCAAACGCGAUUCUGGACGCGCUGGGCACCCGUCAUGUCGGCGACGGUCCGGUGGCCAUUUGCCGGUUUGGGUUCACGUCGCACUUGAUUUCACGCGCGCAGCUCGAGGCAUUCGCAUGA
Saprolegnia parasitica CBS 223.65 is the source of this 419-nucleotide messenger RNA. RefSeq lists its product as hypothetical. The transcript is spliced from 4 exons. Lineage: Eukaryota; Oomycota; Saprolegniomycetes; Saprolegniales; Saprolegniaceae. The record is from RefSeq and is a predicted model, not a curated record. The annotation marks the transcript as partial.